UUGUGUUCAGGAAGUUGGGUGUUUGACAGCUGAUACACUUUCAAAGAAACAAAUAAAUAAAGGAUAACUACCUAGUCAUCUGUAUAAGCCUGUAACCCAAUACACAAUGUCAAGGCAAUCCAACCGAACCACAGACAGCAAAAAGAUGAACGCAGAGCUGUUCACGCUGACAUACGGGGCCCUGGUAACCCAGCUGUGUAAGGACUAUGAGAACGACGAGGAGGUCAACAAACAGCUGGAUAAGAUGGGAUACAAUAUCGGAGUGCGUCUCAUCGAGGACUUCUUGGCACGCUCCAGUGUUGGGAGGUGUCAGGAUUUCAGAGAAACGGCCGAUGUCAUUGCUAAGGUGGCAUUUAAGAUGUACCUGGGCAUCACCCCCAGUGUGACCAACUGGAGCCCGGCGGGAGACGAGUUCUCCCUCAUCCUGGAGAGUAACCCCCUGGUGGACUUUGUAGAGCUGCCUGACAACCACAGCUCCUUGGUCUACUCCAACCUGCUGUGUGGGGUACUCCGAGGAGCUCUGGAGAUGGUGCAGAUGGCAGUGGAUGUGAAGUUUGCUCAGGACACCCUGAGAGGAGACAAUAUCACAGAGAUCCGCAUGAAGUUCAUCAAGAGGAUCGAAGAGAACCUACCGGCCGGGGAUGAGUGAGAGAAACACAGAGAGAGAGAGAGAGAAACCACCUCCUUACACCUCUCCUUUCCUCUUGCUCUCCAUCCAUCCUGAAUCUGAUGUCGCUCGGGGGGUACAGAGAGAGAGGGAGAGAAAGAGGUAUUGGGAAACCCUUCACUGAACGAAUGGAGACCAAGAAAUGAAGUCCUUGGACGUGUCUCAAAUGUAUUCUAUCUUCCUCUCCUUGUCUCCUUCUCUUCAUCUGCACUGGUGUAAAGACAAAGGACAGAUAGGUGGGAGUUAAACGCAGGGAAGGAGAGGACUUGGCCUUUGAGAUGCACCGUUUGGUUUAUGGAAGGACUUCUGCUGAGCUAUGAUCCUUGAACUUUAACGUCUGCUCAUAUGACCCCUGACCUUUCCCCUUUAACCUCUGCUCCUGGGAUGAGGAACCCCUUGGACACUUCAUCAUCACAUAUGUUAAUUUCCAUAAAAAAAAAAAAGUUGUCCCUUAGAUAUAGUUUAGGCUUUGUCUAGUGAAAGUAGUCAGGAAAAGCUCCUGGCCCGUUACAAAUGGAAAUGUUUUGUUUUUGAUUGAUUUUAAAUUCUGUUAAUUUAAUCAAUUUCACGUAAAUGUGUAUCACUGAAUGGAAUGUGAUGGUUUCACUACCAAGUCAAAGUUGGUUGUCUCAAUUGUGUUGUAAACAGUGGACCAGAUUUUGAUAUGGAAAGUUUUGUUUUUACAUUUUGUCUCUCUUUUUAAGAAAAUGCAAGAUCAUAGAGAUUCUGUUUAUGUCUGUCCAUAAGAUCUUUAUUUGUUGUGUCAUCUAAAAUACUUCCACAUGUAUGGCAAUAUUAAUUUAAGUAGGCUGAUGUGUCAUUAAUAAACUAAACAGAUUGA
Messenger RNA from Coregonus clupeaformis (lake whitefish), 1508 nucleotides. RefSeq names its product trafficking protein particle complex subunit 3. The transcript is spliced from 5 exons. The record is from RefSeq and is a predicted model, not a curated record. Gene Ontology annotation, cellular component: cis-Golgi network membrane; TRAPP complex; cytosol. The coding region runs from base 107 to 649 and encodes 180 amino acids. Gene Ontology annotation, biological process: intra-Golgi vesicle-mediated transport; endoplasmic reticulum to Golgi vesicle-mediated transport. NCBI's taxonomy places the organism in Eukaryota, Metazoa, Chordata, Actinopteri, Salmoniformes, Salmonidae.